UUUAGAAAACGGUUCGCUGAAGCGAGUUGCGUGACUUGCGUCAUGACGCAGAGUGACGUGAUUAGCGUCAAUUUGAAUAAUCCAUGUAGAGGCAGCGCGAGACACGCAGUAGGAACAGAAUCGACCCGCACGGACCAGCAGCAGAACGAGUCGGCAUGAACAGUAUGAAGAGUCUGAUGAGAGGCGUCGGGAGACUGACGCCCACCCUGACCCGUGCAGUGCAUUCUGGGACGCGCACGUCCUCCUCCGCGGCCUCCAGAGCCAAAUUCGAGGAGCGUCAGCUGACGUCAGAGGAGGUGUUCACUCGCGAGGAACGCUACGGCGCUCAUAACUACCACCCGCUGCCCGUGGCCCUGGAGCGAGGAGAGGGGGUUCACGUGUGGGACGUGGAAGGGCGGCGCUACUUUGACUUCCUGAGCGCGUACAGCGCCGUGAACCAGGGUCACUGCCACCCGAAGAUCAUCGCCGCGCUGACGGCUCAGGCCUCCAGACUCACGCUCACGUCCAGGGCCUUCUACAACGACGUGCUGGGCACCUACGAACAAUACAUCACCAGCCUGUUCGGAUACGAUAAAGUGCUGCCCAUGAACACAGGUGUGGAGGGCGGAGAGACGGCCUGUAAACUGGCCCGUAAGUGGGCGUACACUGUCAAGGGCGUCCCGAAAUAUGAGGCAAAGAUUGUUUUCGCGAUGGGGAAUUUCUGGGGUCGUACGAUGGCGGCCAUCUCCAGCUCGACUGACCCCAGCAGUUACGACGGUUUCGGUCCGUUCAUGCCUGGAUUCGAGCUGGUCCCGUAUAAUGAUGUCGCUGCACUAGAGAAAGCGCUGCAGGAUCCAAACGUGGCUGCGUUCAUGGUGGAGCCCAUCCAGGGUGAAGCGGGUGUCGUCGUCCCUGAUGCUGGUUACCUCACUAAAGUCCGGGAGCUGUGCACUAAACACAAUGUUCUGUUCAUUGCUGAUGAGGUUCAGACCGGUCUGGCCCGUACUGGGCGGCGUUUGGCUGUGGACCACGAGGCAGUAAGACCAGAUCUGGUGGUUCUGGGUAAAGCUCUGUCAGGAGGAGUGUAUCCCGUGUCUGCUGUUCUGUGUGAUGAUGAGGUGAUGUUGACCAUCAAACCCGGAGAACAUGGAUCCACGUAUGGAGGAAACCCUCUGGCCUGCCGCGUCGCCAUUGCUGCUCUGGAGGUUCUGGAGGAGGAGAAUCUGGCUGAGAAUGCUGAACGGAUGGGUCAGAUACUGCGAGCCGAACUCAACAAACUGCCCCGAGACAUCGUGAGCGGUGUGCGCGGGAAAGGCCUCCUUAACGCCAUCAUCAUCAACGAGACUAAAGAUUACGACGCCUGGCGUGUGUGUCUUCGGCUCCGUGACAACGGCCUCCUGGCAAAGCCCACGCAUGGUGACAUCAUCAGACUUGCUCCGCCCCUCAUUAUAAAAGAAGAUGAGGUCAGAGAGUGUGUGGACAUCAUCAGCAGGACCGUCAUGUCGUUUUAAAUCCACUCCAUCAUCAUCUGAGUUGUAAUUCUGUCUAAUUUUAGCCUGCUUUCAUGUUUUAGCUGUUACAGCCGUUCAGGUCAAACUCCAGCUCUCUCUCGUGGACUUUGAGUUUCACUUUCAACUCCGUUUUCAUUCUCAACUGAAAAUGAGACUCUUCAAUAACAGUUUCUCCUCAAACAGACAACGGUCUGUUUUAAUUCUGAUGAAGUAACAUGGGUCAUUUCUGAAGGCAGACGCUUCAGAUGAAAACGAAUGAAGGUCACAUUAUUAAUCGCUGCUGUUUAUUCACUCAUUUGAAGUGUUUUUAGAAAGUCUGACAUUUCGAUGUGGCCACUUGAAUAGAAAUUAGUUUUUCUCCGUGUGAUGAGAGAAUCGUGCACUUUAACGGCAGUCGUUAAUGUUUAAAAACUAAUGAUGUAAUCAUUCAGAGACGUGAGGAUUGUGUUCGUGUCUGAGUGUGUGUUUGCUGUAGAACGUUUAAUGAACGUUUAAUGAGUGAAUGUGAUCAGAUGAUGUUUUAUUUCCGUUCUUAAAUAAAUUUUCCGUCUGCUGAGA
Messenger RNA from Megalobrama amblycephala (Wuchang bream), 2048 nucleotides. RefSeq names its product ornithine aminotransferase (gene oat). Gene Ontology annotation, cellular component: cytoplasm. Gene Ontology annotation, molecular function: pyridoxal phosphate binding; identical protein binding; L-ornithine transaminase activity. NCBI's taxonomy places the organism in Eukaryota, Metazoa, Chordata, Actinopteri, Cypriniformes, Xenocyprididae. The record is from RefSeq and is a predicted model, not a curated record. Bases 156 to 1490 code for a protein of 444 amino acids. The transcript has 10 exons.